Messenger RNA from Lathyrus oleraceus (garden pea), 1227 nucleotides. RefSeq names its product putative lipoate-protein ligase A. Gene Ontology annotation, biological process: protein modification process. The coding region runs from base 265 to 1053 and encodes 262 amino acids. The record is from RefSeq and is a predicted model, not a curated record. Lineage: Eukaryota; Viridiplantae; Streptophyta; Magnoliopsida; Fabales; Fabaceae. The transcript is spliced from 5 exons.
CCUAAACUUCGACCAUCGAAAAUAAAUUCAACAAGUCACAGCGGCACUGAACUUCACCGGCCGGAAGAAAAAAAAAACGAACUCAGUCGUCGGCCGCCGUCACAAGGUUUUUCUCUCCUCUUUCCUUUACCAAAUUUUCCCCUCUCCUCUCCUCUGGCAGAUAGCAACGCGAUUCCAUCGCGAUUUUCGGCCGCGGCAAUACGAAGCGCACUACAGAAUUGCGUCGUAGCAGAUAUUCACUCCGAUUGGAAAAAAAUACUCUGUAUGAUAAUGACAAUGUUGGGGAAAGCAAGAGAAGGAGUGGCUCCAUUGAUGAAAGUUGUUAGGUUAAAAGGAAUGUGUAUUUUGGAGCAAUUGCAUUUAGAAGAACGGUUGCUUCGAACGAGUUCGGAUAAUUGGUGUCUUGUUAACGAUGGAACUACUUCCCCUGCAAUUGUUAUGGGCUUGUCUGGAAAACUUUCAGAACUUGUUGAAGCCAAAUCAGUGUUGCGAGAUCAUAUACCUGUCAUCAGAAGGUUUACCGGGGGAGGAACUGUUAUUGUUGACAAUGGCACUAUAUUUGUUACACUGAUAUGCAAUAAAGACGCCGUUCCAAAUGUUCAACCCUUUCCCCGUCCCAUUAUGUCAUGGAGUGGUCUAUUGUAUGAUAAAGUUUUUGCACGGAUCGCCGAUUUCAAUCUCCGUGAAAAUGAUUAUGCGUUUGGUGAUCGCAAGUUUGGUGGAAACGCACAAUCUAUAACCAAGAACCGGUGGAUACACCACACAUCUUUUCUAUGGGAUUAUGAAGUCAAGAACAUGUCUUAUCUCAAGUUACCUGCAAAGGUUCCCAAGUAUCGAUUAACAAGAGGUCACACGGAUUUCAUUUGUCGAAUGAAGGAGCAUAUGCCAAGAUCAGAAUUUAUAGAGAGAACUAUAAAGGCGGUCGGAGACGAGUUUUCUGUGAGUCCCGUUAGCCUGGAGUCCAUAAACAUUGAUUCCGCUUCUGAAUAUGUUCAUACUACUAAACUACUAACAGAGCACGAAAUUCGCGAAGCUUCUGUUCUUCAAACUUGAAAACAUAGUUACAAAAAGAGUGACUAAUUUAUUAGUUUCAAUGCAAUGUUUUGAAAUUGUUGUCUGAUCAAAAUUUUCAGACCAAAUUUUGUUGCUCCUUUUCUUCUUCCUUUUGUUACAAUAUUUCAAACGUAUUUGCCAAUAAAUAUUGUCUAUUUCAUUCUGAUUUUCAAC